AUGGCAUCCAACACGUUUCCCACCAUCCUCAAACGUCUUCAAGAUGCAGGCGAGGGUGAUCCAGAGUUCUUGGCAAUGGAUGUGCUCAAUUCUAUCAAAAAACGUACUACUGGCCUCUCCAAGGACUGCAGGAAGGCCAUAUGUCGGAUUGGCCAAGCGCCGACAUGGCUCUGCGGAGCCGCCACCCUAGUCGAGCUCCCGACAGUUGCGGUCACCGCAAGCAACCCCACUGGUUUGCUUCAAAGCGAAGCGACGUCCAAAUCACUUGUACAGGCAAUGCAGCAGUCCACAAGGCAUUCGCUCGACGGCGACAAGUUGCAAAAGGUUGUGAUCAAGACGGAGCAGAGAAAGCCUCUUUCAUCCUCUUUCAUCCGAAAGUGGAUGCAGAGAUUCCAGAGCACCUAUCAGCUUGGUCGAACGGAGGGGUCCCAUCCAGCUCAAAAGUUUCAUAGGACAGCCAUAAACACUCAGCGGAAGCCACCAACGUUGCGAGGCAGGCCCGUGGAACGGUCCAGGCUAGAAGCAGACAGGGUCAAGAACGAUGAAGAGCUGACCGAGGACGAAGAGGAUCGACCGCAAUCCUCAUUGGCGCGUAGAAGAAACCACGACAAACACAAAAAAGAUGACGACGACAAACCGGAAGACGAAGAGAAUAUUCCACGACCUUUCCAGCCUGACGCGCUUUGGUCAGACGACGAUAUUAAAGUUUAUCCCCAGCUGAACUGGGCUCUCAACGGACUCCAACGUCAUGAGAUCCAAGAGAUGUAUCGAUCCUCCAUCACGGGUGAAACGUUCAAUCUGGGCCUAGACAGGGAUUCUUCCAAGACGCAGCAGCUCUGCGCAUUCCUCAGCGCCGUAUUGAAGGAGACAAGCCGUCCGAGCAACGAGACCGCCGGGACCAAUAUCCCUUAUGCCUUUGCCAUCAAGCAGAUAUUCAAAGUCGAUAAAAUUGACGACGUUGAUCUGUUGGCUCUGAUCAACGGACAACCCCACCUCAUGACCCCGGACCCCUGUCGCCUCUCAGGUAUAUGCCGCCUCCCAAUAACGAUGAUCACCAGUGACAGCAAUGUGCAAGAUGAUGUGCAAGAAAUGUUCAUGGUCAACACAUUCCUCCCCUUUGUUCUCAACGCCGAGCUCAAAGACCGUGGGGCCCACCCAGGACACUUUGCGUGGGAACUCAAAGAAGAGCUCAACGAGUCCGAUCUGUAUCAACCUCGUAGCUGGCAUGGUAUCAUCACCUUGGUCACUAUGGAUAUGCCACUCGGGAACGAGGAGGAUGUGACCCAUUUCGAGGAGGGCAUUGCGCGUCUGCCAGGCUUGCAAAAUGCACCGCCAGGCUGUCUCUCUUGUGAAAGAGAAGAUUUGUAG
Molecule: messenger RNA, 1368 nt
Organism: Serendipita indica DSM 11827
Lineage: Eukaryota; Fungi; Basidiomycota; Agaricomycetes; Sebacinales; Serendipitaceae
Source: the annotation of a GenBank genome assembly